CUCAGCGAACCCAUCACAAUCACCGCCAGCGGAAAGAACGUGGCCAUCGUCAUGAUUCUGGCUUUCUGGACUGACCAUCGCAGUGCAAGCAAGCCAGCGCUUCGAGGAUGGUGAGGCGCACUAGCCCUUCGCACCCCGCCAAUCCUUCCCUCGUCCUUGCUGUCCUUCUUACAGUAGAAUCCAGCCGAGGCUCGAACCUCGUCUUUCGCUGGCCGCCAAACCCGUCGCUGUCGAAACGUCAUUCUCAGGUUCGAUACUAUAGGACGAACGACGAUGCUGGUCCAGCGUCGGGAGAUCUGCUGGAUCGCCAGCAGCGCCCAGAUGCUCAGUCUGCCGCUCAGAGGAAACAGGUAUCGAGCAGCACGUCCAGAGGCAGGGCAGGCCGAGGCGAAGAGAGAAGUAAGCAAAGCGGCGCAGGUGAUGUGAGAGGCACACUAUCUUCGAAAGACUCCCGCUCCGCUCAGCAACGCGAGGACGCCAGGGAAAAGGCGAUGAGAGAGGAAGCUGGAAGCGCUAGCGACACUAGUGCCAGCAGCUCAGCGAUGGACAGUCAAGGCCACAGCGAUGGUGACAUAUCCUUCGACUCGGAAGAGUGGUUGCCAUCUCUGCGCUCGAGAACCUCAAGCACAGGCGCUGGGAAUUCUACAGUCGACAAGAGAGCAAAAGAGCCGCAUGAUGGUAUUGGAGCAGAGUCAGCUGUGGAUGCCGAUUCGGACAGUGCCAGCGUCGAUGGCCUGGGUGCUGCUGCACGUGGUUCUGCAAGGGAUAGCAGGACCAGAAGAAGGGUGCCCUCUUCGUCUGCCAUACCUGCACCAUCCUCGUCACCACGCCAGGGCCCCGCUCGUUCCAGCUCCCGCGCUCGUGGUCAUGGGGGAGCGUCGGGACCGCUGAGAGACGUCUUAGCCCCCGCCUCUGCCGCGAGCUCCCGAGAGCGGGCGGAAGACCGGGCCGUCCAGCGAGCCAAGCGCCAAGCAAGGGCGUACACUACUUACUUGGGCUAUCAAGAGGUCUUCCUCGCCUCGCUGCUCUCACCGCAUAGAGAUGCUUGCCAUGCUCGUUUCGAGCUCACUGUGGACGAUGUCGCCUUUGUCGGUCAUCCUGUGUGUGCUGACGCGAGCGCAAAUUGGGGCGACGUGCCGGACGAUGCGAUUCAAAGGCCAGCAGGACACCCUCCGCCUCAACCCCACAGCCCUGCCCGAGGGCGUGCGCCUCGCGCUGAGGAGGAGAUGCCGGCGGCGGAAGGCGCCGCUCGUGAGGUAGCCUCUCAGGAGCACGCUCAAACUUCAGAGGACUUUGGCAGCGAGUCGUGCCUGCCAUCGGAUUCGAAGCGAGAAAGAGAUGCAGCAUCCACUUUGAGCUCUCAAGUCAACUCUUACGCGGUUUCAAGCGGCCAGCAUCGAAGCGGCAUCACUGCCUUCCACCUUGUGCUGGUGCUAGAUCGUCCUGAUCCUUCUGCAGAUAUGCCGCAGCUAGACACGUCAACUUGGUCGGCAAUGUUUCACGACGCCGUUUGCUUCAAAUUGACAGCAGCUCUUUGGGCUGAACAAGUCAGAUGCGGCUAUGUAGCAAGCGAGAGCGAGCACCUGUUGAGCUUGAAAGAGACAUGCAGAGAUCGUGGUGACACCUUCAACUCCUACGUCUCUUCAGCGCUACGUUCGUCAUCUCUCGCUCGCCUGCUUAGGUCGCUCUACUCGUCAUUGUCCCGAGGAGAAAAUGCCUUCGUCUCGGUUAAUGACAACAUCGAAGCUCAUCUUCAACUCCCCCCUCUUUUACGCUCUCAUGGGGCUAAGCUUAGCCGCCUUCGCGAAGUAGAGACCUGUUUGGAUCCUAACGAUCACCUGCUUGCAGCUGGGGCAGGUGGCAGGUGGGGCGGAAGUGGUGACGCGUGGGACGAAGCCAGCAGGGCCACAGGCCCACUGUUACUGCCGUGGAAGACUCUGCUUUUGUCAGAAUCCGCUGGCCUGGGUCGGGUUCCAGCGAGCAGUGAUGAUGAGAGCGACUCGCCUGUCAUGAGGGGCGACGGUAUCGAAGGAUGGGCGAAGCGCUUCACCGCGUACCUCAAGCCUACCCUUGCAGGGGUGCCCACCUUUGGCGAGCUGGCAGACUUGCUCGCAUGGGAUCUGUACGACGACGUCUUUCCGAUGGUGAGACACUUGAUCUACUACCGCGAUGCGCGAGUUGUGGACGUGCCACGCAUCCACAGCAUGUACGCCAUCUCGCCACUCUUUUACCUUCGCAGCCUGCCACGAUUGUCGACGUCGUGGCACCGCGCUUUCCCCGACGAACCUUCCUUGCCCGCAUUUCUUUCCACUUUUUCAGCCUCUCUGAGGCCAUUCGCCGUCAACUUUGGCCGCAACCAGCGUCAGACCGCUUUCGACGCUCUCGUGUGGCUGCUGAGACACGAUGUCAUCGUGCAGAUGCACGCAAGAUUGAGGCUGGUGGCGACAGAGGAGAUCAAGCGCGAUGCAGCGCGACGACGAGCUGCGUUGCGCCAUGCUAGGGCGGCUAAACGGCAGCAGAAUGGCUUCCAACGGGCUCGCGAAACCACUCAAGCUUCCGAUGGGACGUUUCUCGCUGGUGUCAACAGCUUUCAGAAGGCGGCGGCUCCAAUCGGCGGCGCUCCCGCUCAGAGUGGGAUGGCACAGGUACUUGCAAGAGGCAACGCUUACCAUCGAGGCGAUGAGGUCCAAGCCGACCCUGAACCUGCCAACAGCACCCAGCCGAUGGGAGAAGACGUCACAGUGCAGCCAAAAGGUAGAACAGGCUCGGUCUCAAGCCGAGUGGAGAGCUCGCGAACCACUUCUCUCUCUCCAUUGACGAGUUUCUCAGCUCUCAAGGAAUCUUCCACUGCCUCCGCGCGCUAUAUUGAUGAGCUGAGAUUCGAGCGACGACGCAUUCCCCGCUCUAGAAGUCCAUCGCGAGCGAUCGGCUUGGUUGGAGAUGAUGUUCGCACACAACUCAGCGUCAGCAGCGAAGCAAGCUCGUCCGCUGUGCCCGCCAUGAAGACGGUUGCAAACACGUCGCGUCCAAACACACCCAGAGGUCGAGCGCUCAGCAUUCGUCAGGAACAUCUUCACUCGGAUGCUUUUACACCAAACAGCUCGUCGAGUCUGGGCAACGUGGACAAUGCUACGCGCGUAGCGUCUCGAUCACCAAGUCGCGCUCGCAUGCGUAUCACGGGUUUCGGCCAAGAUGAAGAGGUUCAGAUCGACGAUGCAGCCGGCUCGCAAGAGACCGGUGCGUCUAUGCAGAAAUCAGGCGGAAACGGAAAGGGUGGCGGGCCCUUGCAGGUCCCGUUCCAAUACCUCAAUCGAGCUGGUGACGAAGCUCGUAGGUUGAGCUUAGUUGGAGAAGAAUCUUCCACGCGAGGCUCACCAGCUCUUGAGCGCAAUAUUGGCGGAUCCUUGACGGUCGAGCCUUCUGUGGCGACUUCACGAGAGCAGUUGGACUCCUUGGCACCUGAUCAAGGGGCUUCACGGCACGAGGAAGAUUAUGACCGCUCUUCUCCAAGGGGCUCUGAAGCCAACGACAGUCUCGAGAGCGAAGAAAGCGAGUCCCAACACUCCCUGGACUUCGAACAGUGGGAAAGUGAUCCUAUGCCUAGCAUCAUACCUGAGCCUGGUAGAGCAAGUGCCGAGGAGAACGAAUGGAUUGAGAGCAUGCUGAAUCGUCAGCAAGAAGAGUGGAUCGUCGAAUGGUUCCGAAAACUUUUACCGUACAUGAAUGGACGCCACACCAUCGACGAGAUAGUGUACAGGGAGGAGAUGAGACGCAGGGAACUGAAGGCCGUACUUGCCGCGUUCAAGGAUGAGAUGAUCCACUUCGUACACCCGUAAAUGUCGCAAUUUCGAAUGCUACAUGUAAAGAGUCAUUGAUACUUUCACUGCUUUGGUGCCG
This is a messenger RNA of Ceraceosorus guamensis, 3897 nucleotides long. RefSeq lists its product as hypothetical. The transcript has 5 exons. The record is from RefSeq and is a predicted model, not a curated record. Gene Ontology annotation, cellular component: GATOR1 complex. Gene Ontology annotation, biological process: cellular response to amino acid starvation; TORC1 signaling; positive regulation of autophagy. The coding region runs from base 108 to 3836 and encodes 1242 amino acids. Lineage: Eukaryota; Fungi; Basidiomycota; Exobasidiomycetes; Ceraceosorales; Ceraceosoraceae.